Messenger RNA from Plectropomus leopardus (leopard coralgrouper), 1971 nucleotides. The record is from RefSeq and is a predicted model, not a curated record. Lineage: Eukaryota; Metazoa; Chordata; Actinopteri; Perciformes; Serranidae.
CAGCAGAUCCCAGAGCUGCUGGAUGCUGUGGAAAAGAUGAGAUUCGAAGGAUCCGGAGGCUUCACAAAGGACAUGUUUACUGAAACUCUGAUCAAGAAGGUGUCAAGACUCAAAGCUGAUGAAAACCAGAGCAGAGAGCCUCUCAGGAUGGUGCUGAUUGGAAAGACCGGCAGUGGAAAGAGUUCGACAGCAAACACGAUUUUGUGCAAAAAACACUUUCAACCUAGAAUCAUCCCGAAGCCAGCGAACAAGUUUUGUGAGAAAGCAACAGGAGAGGCUGACGGGCGGCCUGUCGUCGUGGUCAACACUCCCAGCAUGUUCGCCACAACUGAUGCUGAAUUUCAACAAGAGAUCAAAAAAUGCAUCAGCAUGUUGUCUCCUGGACCUCAUGUGUUCUUACUGGUGCUGCAGAUCGGGAACUUUAUACAAGAAGAAAAAGACUCUGUGGAGCAGAUCAAGAAAUAUUUUGGCAAGAAGUCUGAAGAUUUCAUCAUCAUUAUUUUCACCAGAGGAGACGAACUGGAAGCCACGUCGUUUGAGAAUUAUAUCGAAGACUGCGAUGUAUUUGUUAAAAAACUCAUCAGUGACUGUGGAGGAAGAUACCAGGUCUUCAAUAACAAAGAUGACAAGAACCGCACACAAGUGAGAGAGCUGCUGACCAAUAUCGAUGCCAUGGUGAGGGAAAACGGCGGCUUCUACAACACUGAGAUGUUAGACGACACAGAGGAAGUCAUACAGGUGGAAGUGGAGAGGCUUUUGAAAGAGAAGGAGAAAGAGAUGAAGAGAAAGGACAAGGAACUCCAGAGAAAACAUGAGGAAGAUUUGAAAACACUAAAAAGAAAAAACGAAGAACAGUGUAGAGAGAUUGACCUGAAGGUAAAACAGCUGAAGGACAAGGAGGAAAGCCUCAACAAGGAGCGCGAGGAGAGAAAGAAAGAACGGGAGGAAGACGAAAGGAGACGGAAAAAACAAGAAGAAACUCAUCGACUGGAAUGGAGAAGAAAACUGGAGGCUUCUGAGAAAAUGGUUCAGUCAGAAAGAGAGCAGAAGGAAAAUGCUGUGAAGAAACUGGAGCAGGUUAGAAAAGAGAUGAAGAGAGAUCGAGACGCGUGGGACAAGGAACGAAAGGACACCUGGGAGCGAAUACGUCAGGAGGAUAAACAGAAUCUGGAGGAGGAGAAAACAAGCUUCAGACAUCUUCAACAAGAGUACCACCAGAAAAGAAGAAAAUGGACCUAUUCUGUGGUCGCGCUGUUGUUGUUACUGUUAUAUUGUGUGUGUUAUAUAUUUCUGAGUUAGGCAAACGCGCUCAUCGGUGCUGACUUUGGUUCAACAUAGGGCUGGGCAAUGAAUCAGAUUUUAUUUUCAGUUACAAUUUUGACUUCGCAAGAUAACAAGAUAACAAGAUAACAAGAUAAUUGCAACAUUGUGAGAGAAGUCGCAUUAUAUUACUCAAUGGAAACACAGUCAUCUUGCAAUUGCUUUUUAUCGAAAUUUUGAAAAUAUCGCUAAGUUUUUCACAGAUCUGUAAUGGAAACCCAGCUCGUGAGGCUGCAGUGAGAGGAACAGAGAGUAUGAAGUAAAACGCAGCUGUGAUGUGGGAAAAGUUGAGGCUGAUUGUCAGUGAAUAAAUGCCACAACUCUUAAAGACCCGAGACACGUUCCCAUGUUUCCUUCGCCAGCUGCUGAUUAAAGUGACAGACGUUAGCCCCGAAGUUAGCAAGCAAAGUUAGCUUCCCACUGGAACCUGACCAGGGUCCCUUAAGGUGGACUGUUAAGGUGGACCAGCUUUUUCAUUGUAGUCACACUCCCAGCUGCUUCUAAACAGAUAAUGGAGAAAUGUCUGUGUCUCUCCUGAGUUAGUGAAACAAUUAUUUUAAACUUCAAAUUUAUUUUUGUGUUAUUGAUACAGUAACUGUUAUGUAUUGUUAAAUCAUUUUAGUUGGGUUUAGGUUUCAUUAUUAUGUGAAU